Messenger RNA from Topomyia yanbarensis, 1769 nucleotides. RefSeq names its product brain tumor protein-like. The transcript has 3 exons. NCBI's taxonomy places the organism in Eukaryota, Metazoa, Arthropoda, Insecta, Diptera, Culicidae. The record is from RefSeq and is a predicted model, not a curated record. Bases 1104 to 1769 code for a protein of 221 amino acids.
UACACAUAUUGGAAGAAAAAAAAACAUGAGAUUAAUCUCAAAUCAUGUUAUUUAGUACCAACAUCAUAUUUGUCAGUAAAAAGAGUAAAGUAAAAAAAAUGCAAAGAGAAAUGUUCCAUCCAUUACAGACUGACUCCAUAUGACGGUUCCUUAUCCAUAUCAAACGCGACGUAUGUACGUUGUCCUCUCAGCUCUAUUUUUCGAUAUUGUUCGCUUUCGCGCCCUAACAGCAACCAAACCUCCAAAAGAGCGAUACAAUAAUCAAAACCACUACUUUCUCGUAUCCCCAGCGAAUCUCGAACAAAAAACCUCAUCUCGAGUAGAAACAAAAACUAGAGAAAUCACCAUGAGGUGAAAUGGAAUCACAAUAAAAACAUUCAUAUACAUGCAACCGAAAACUCGCUCCAAUCGACGACGCCGCCGUCUUAGAGAGCGUGUGUGCAUCUCCGCGAGUAGUUUCUCGCUCUUGCGGAGCGGGCGCGCGCGCGAGGCCCACGGUAUUGGAGUUGAAAUCUUCGACUCAAGCCUGGCUCCGCGGUUGCCUGCCUGCUGCCCGCUGUAUGUACUGUUAUUACGGAACGUCGCGGCGGGGCCCUCUCGAAGACGCCGCGGAUAAAUGUGAUUUAGUACAACGUUAACAGUUCGUCGCAUCGGUACACUUUCGUCGCGUCGUUUCUUCGCUCAAAGCCGGGUUCGGUCGUCAUCCAUCGUUCAAUCAACAACCGGGUUAGCAGUCGUCACAGUGACUCACUACGACUGGUUCGCGAGUUACAAACCCUUUAAAGAUUUCCACAUACCGUCCGGAAUCGGGGACAAACCAGCUCGUGAGUGUGAUAACAAACUUUAACUGGCAAGCUCAGUUCAGUAAACCGAACGGUGCAUCGAAAAUGACCGACCGAUGAGUAUGAAUCUCCAGUGAAAAGGAAAAAAAUCUCUCCAGCAAUUAUAUCUGUGAUAAAAGUGAAACAAAAGCAAUGAAGUAAGAAGAUUUCAGCCUCGAAAUAAGAGUGUUUGUAUGUGUGCAUAUUGGAAUUGUUAUUACGGUAGUCGUUCUGCGUAGCAGCAGCGCAGCGAAAAGUGCCAAAAAUUCUCCAGCUGAAGCUAUGAUAUCAGUGAAACGUUGCACAGCUACCAGUCUCAGUGCCAGUCAUCAUCAUCAUCAUCAACAGCAACAUAAUCCACCACAGCACAACGGUCACAGCCUUGGCAACCACCAAAGCUCAACGGUACAAAUUCGCAGCAGUAGCGCGGGUCGUGCUGCCAGCAGCACUGGUUGUGGUGGUGGAAGUGGUGCCAACAAUAACCGUCUAAUCCGAAGCCGGAACAGUGCAUACAGCAUAGGCGGUUGUGGUGGUGGUGGUGGUGCUUACACGAACGGGUACUCUUCCGGUGGAUCCCCCGGAGGAGGACCGACCAACGGAUUCUCGGCCUUCCUAGGCAACGGUAGCAGCUCCAGUCUGUACCACAGUACUAGCAAUAACAGUGUGCUGGGAUCGAAGAGUCGUAGUAACAUCGGUGGUGAUUUCUAUGAGUUUGACAGUUUGUUUCUGGUGCCAAAAUGUGCGCUUACCUACGAUAAGGCGAUGAGCCUGCGGAAGGAUCUGGCGGCGUACGAUUUCAACAUUCGGAUCCUGGAGGAUACCCCCAAGGGGAACGUGUGGAUAUGUAAGUGUCCGGAAUUCUACGAGAGCUGUUGUCAAUCUGUGGAGAGUACGGCAACACUGCCGCUGUCAAAUGUCGCAAUCAAUCAAGUUAAUGAUAAGUUUUAA